Pimephales promelas (fathead minnow) is the source of this 7736-nucleotide messenger RNA. It is a transcript of the gene dnajc13, whose product is annotated as dnaJ homolog subfamily C member 13. The record is from RefSeq and is a predicted model, not a curated record. Lineage: Eukaryota; Metazoa; Chordata; Actinopteri; Cypriniformes; Leuciscidae. Gene Ontology annotation, cellular component: endosome membrane. Gene Ontology annotation, biological process: endosome organization; receptor-mediated endocytosis; regulation of early endosome to late endosome transport.
CUGACACACGCGUGAGAGUGCGGUCGUGCGCAUGCGCACUGCCCUGCUGGUGGCAGAAGGAAGAUGGCGGCGUCCUGGGUUUCUCACUGAGGGAAGCGCGUUCGGCCAGUUUGGGCUUCAAUUCUGGAUCAUUGAUUUAAAUCAGACUCGAAUAGAGGAGGGCGGAGGGCAGAGGGACGGAACCGAGCCGCUUCUGACACCAGAUCCAGGCGCUGUCUGAAGAUGAACGUCCUCAAAGACAACCGAGACUUGGCCUGUUUCUACACAACCAAACACUCCUGGAGGGGCAAGUACAAGCGUGUGUUCUCCGUCGGGACUCAUGGCAUCACCACAUACAAUCCCACCACCCUAGAGGUUACAAACCAGUGGCCGUAUGGGGACAUCUGUGGCCUCGCUCCGGCUGGUAAAGGUCAGGGUUCAGAGUUUAAUCUCACCUUCCGGAAGGGCAGCGGGAAGAAGUCGGAGACGCUGAAGUUCUCCACCGAACACCGGACCGAGCUCCUGACCGAAGCCCUGCGGUUCCGGACGGACUUCUCGGAGGGAAAGAUCACGGGGAGACGCUACAACUGCUUCAAGCACCACUGGAGCGACACGAGGAAGAGUGUGUGUCUGGAAGUGACUCCGGGCGGCAUCGAUCAGAUCGACCCGCAGACCAACCGUGUGCUGUGCUCGUACGACUACCGCUGUGUGGAGGGCUUCGUGGAGGUGUCCGACUACCAGGGCGGAUUCUGUGUGCUGUACGGGGGCUUCGGCAGGCUGCACUUGUUUGCGUCGGAGCACCGAGAUGACAUCAUCCGCAGUGCGAUCGAGCACGCCGGCAGCUUCAUCGGCCUCACGCUGCGCCUGCGGAAGGAGCCGCUGCUGUUCGAGAGCUUCGUGUCCGAGCGCCUGGGCAAGUACAGCGCAGACGAGUGCAUCACCUCGCUCACGGAGUUUAUCGUGCAGAAGCUCACGCCACGGCACGGGGAGCCGGUGAAGAGGAUCCUGGCCCUCACUGAGACGUGUCUGGUGGAGAGAGACCCCGCGUCCUACAACAUCGUCACCGUUAAACCCUUCGGAGAGGUCUUUGCUCUGAUCUGUGAUGCAGAGAAUCCUCAAGUCUUCAGCAUGGAGUUCAUCCGCGGUCAGAUCCGGAAGUACUGCUCCACUGACAGGGACUCUCUGCUGGCGAGUCUGCUGGACAGUGUGCGUGCGUCUGGGAACAGGGAUGUGUGUGUGAAGAUGGCGAGCUCGCGUCGGGGUCAGCGCUGGGGUCUGACCAGCACUCCUGUGGACGAGGAAGUGGAGAGUCUUCACCUCAGAUUCCUCGCCGCGCCACCCAAUGGCAAUUUUGCAGAUGCCGUGUUCAGAUUCAACGCCAACAUCUCGUACAGUGGUGUGUUGCAUGCCGUCACUCAGGACGGUCUUUUCUCCGAGAAUAAAGAGAAGCUGAUCAGCAACGCAGUUCUGGCUCUGCUGUCUCAGGACGUGGAUCUGCCCGGGCCGAACGUGGAGCUGGAGGCUCAGUUUCAGGCCAUCAGGAGACUCGUGGCGUCCAAAGCCGGUUUCCAGGCCUUCACACAGCUCCCGAAGUUCAGAGAGAAGUUGGGAGUAAAAACUGUAAAAGCUCUGAAGAGGAACAACAACGGUGUAACGCACGCAGCCAUAGACAUGCUCUGUGCUCUUAUGUGUCCGAUGCACGAUGAUUACGACCUGCGGCAGGAGCAGCUGAAUAAGGCCUCUCUGCUCUCCUCAAAGAAGUUCCUGGAAAACCUGCUGGAGAAGUUCAUCAGCAAUGUGGAUCAGGGCACCGGGGCGUUAGUGAUCAGCUCUCUGCUGGAUUUCCUGACCUUUGCCCUCUGCGCACCGUACAGCGAGACCACGGAGGGCCAGCAGUUUGACAUGUUGCUGGAGAUGGCGGCGUCACACGGGCGCACGCUCUUCAAGCUCUUCCAGCAUCCCUCCAUGGCCAUCGUGAAAGGAGCCGGUCUGAUCAUGAAGGCCAUCAUUGAGGAAGGAGAUAAGGAGAUUGCCACUAAGAUGCAGGAUCUGGCCCUGAGCGAAGGAGCUUUACCCAGACACCUCCACACCUCCAUGUUCACCGUCAGUGCUGACCAGCGGAUGCUCACCAACAGACAGCUGAGUCGACAUCUGGUGGGCUUGUGGACAGCAGAAAACCCCAUUGCCUUGAACCUCCUGAAGAGGAUUCUGCCCACGGGCCUGCUGGCGUAUCUGGACAGCCCCGACCCCGUGCCGGAGAAGGACGUCGACAGGAUGCACAUACGGGACAAUGUCAAGAUUGCCACGGACCAGUUCGGGAGGAACAAGGUGCCCGAGUGGCAGCGGCUGGCAGGUAAGGCGGCGAAAGAGGUGGAGAAGUUCGCCAAGGAGAAGGCGGACCUCGUGCUGGUGCACUGGAGAGACAAGAUGGGCAUCGCUCAGAAGGAGCAGGACAGGAAUAACCUGAACGCCAACCAGAAGCCGGUGAUCCUGAGGAAGAGACGGCAGCGGAUCAAGAUCGAGUCCAACUGGGAGCUGUUCUACUACAGGUUUCAGCAGGAUCACGCGCGCUCAAACCUCAUCUGGAACCUGAAGACGCGCGAGGAGCUGCGUGACGCGCUGGAGGGGGAGAUGCGCUCCUUCAGUGUGGACCGCGAGCUGGGCAGCGCCAGCGUCAUCGCCUGGAACCACCAGGAGUUCGAGGUGAAGUACGAGUGCCUGUCUGACGAGAUCCGGAUCGGGGAUUAUUACCUGCGUCUGCUGCUGGAGGAGGACGAGAGCGACGAGUCCGGCGCCAUCAAGAGAUCGUAUGAGUUCUUCAACGAGCUGUACCACCGGUUCCUGCUGACCCCUAAAGUGGGCAUGAAGUGUCUGUGUCUGCAGGCGCUCGCCAUCGUCUACAGCAAGUGCUCCGAGGAGAUCGGGCCCUUCACAGACACCAAGUACAUCGUGGGCAUGCUGGACCGGUGUACAGACAAGCUGGAGAGAGACAGACUCAUCCUGUUCCUCAACAAACUCAUUCUCAACAAGAAAAAUGUGAAGGAUAUCAUGGACUCGAACGGAGUUCGUAUAUUAGUGGACCUGCUGACGCUCGCUCACCUCCACACCAACAGAGCCACCGUACCCCUGCAGAGUAACGUGCUGGAGGCUUCUCCGGAUAUGAAGCGAGAGAGUGAGAAGGAGUGGUACUUCGGGAACGCAGAUAAGGAGAGGAGAGGCCCGUUCAGCUACGAGGAGAUGCAGGCGUUCUGGCGCACGGGCGAGCUGACGGCGAAGACCCGCUGCUGGGCGCAGGGCAUGGAGGGGUGGCGCCCCCUACAGGCCGUCCCGCAGCUGAAGUGGAGCCUGAUGGCCACGGGGACGCCCGUGAUGAACGAGAGCGACCUGGCCACUCUCAUACUCAACAUGCUCAUCACCAUGUGCUCGUACUUCCCCAGCAGAGACCAGGAUAAUGCCAUCAUCCGGCCCUUACCGAAGGUGAAGAGACUCAUCAGUGACAACACCUGCCUUCCUCACAUUGUCCAGCUGCUCUUGACCUUUGACCCCAUCCUGGUGGAGAAAGUGGCCAACCUGCUGUACAUGGUGAUGCAGGACAACCCCAACCUGCAGCGGCUCUACCUCACCGGGGUCUUCUUCUUCAUCAUGAUGUACACCGGCUCCAACGUGCUGCCCGUCGCCCGGUUCCUGAAGUACACUCACCUGAAGCAGGCCUUUAAAUCAGAGGAGGCGAAGGGCAUGGAGCUGCUGCAGAGGAGUGUGCUGGGCCCGAUGCUGCCCGAGGCCAUGGUGUGUUACCUGGAGAACUACGAGCCCGAGCGCUUCUCCGAGAUCUUCCUGGGGGAGUUCGACACGCCGGAGGCCAUCUGGAGCAGCGAGAUGAGGCGUCUGAUGAUCGAGAAGAUCGCGGCUCACCUGGCAGACUUCUCUCCUCGCCUGCAGAGCAACACGCGAGCGCUGUACCAGUACUGCCCGAUCCCAGUGGUCAGCUUCCCCCAGCUGGACUACGAGCUCUUCUGCAGCAUCUACUACCUGAGGCACCUGUGCGACUCCACACGCUUCCCCAACUGGCCCAUCCGAGACCCUGUCAAGCUGCUGAAGGACACGCUGGACGCCUGGAAGAGAGAGGUGGAGAAGAAGCCUCCCUCCAUGUCUGUGGACGACGCCUACGAAGUGCUCAACCUCCCCAACGGACAGGGACAGCAUGACGAGAGUAAAAUAAGGAAAGCUUACUUCAGAUUGGCUCAAAAAUACCAUCCAGACAAGAACCCCGAGGGCAGGGACAUGUUUGAGAAGGUGAACAAAGCCUACGAGUUCUUGUGCAGUAAAUCAGCCCGGAUCGUGGACGGCCCCGACCCAGAAAACAUCAUCCUGAUCCUGAAGGCCCAGAGUAUCCUGUUCAACAGACACAAACAGGAAUUGGAGCCGUAUAAAUAUGCCGGCUACCCCAUGCUAAUUAAGACCAUCACCAUGGAGACGGGUGACGAGCAGCUCUUCUCCAAAACCGCUCCGCUGUUGCCGGCAGCCGCUGAACUGGCCUUCCAUACGGUGAACUGUUCAGCCCUCAACGCCGAGGAGCUGCGGCGGGAGAAUGGCAUUGAGAUACUGAUGGAGGCUCUGUCUCGCUGCGUGGCUGUGCUCACGGCCUCCAGCAAACCUGAGGACAUGGCAGUACAGGUGUGCGGGCACGUCUGUCGGUGCUAUAGCGUCGCUGCUCAGUUCGAGGAGUGCAGGGAGAAAAUUGUUGAGCUUCCCAACAUUAUCAGAGAUGUCUGUCACAUUCUCUAUUACAGCAAGGGUCUUCCCCGUCUGGCGUCGGUGGCGGUUCAGUGUGUGAGCUCGUUCGCCGUGGACUUCUUCCUGCAGACGCACCUGUACCAGGCCGGCGUCCUCUGGCACCUGCUAGCGAACCUGUUCUGCUACGACUUCACGCUGGAGGAGAGCGGCGUCCAGGCCAGCCAGGAGAGCAACCAGCAGGAGGUGGCCAACCAACUGGCCAAGCUGAGCCUGCUGGCCCUGGGCCGUCUGGCGGGGUACAGCUCUGCCCGGGAACCAGAGGACGGGCCUGUCGGAGAACCCAACGGAGCCGCCCACCCGCCGGAGAACCCUGCCAUCCGCAAGAGCCUGGCCGCCAUGCUCACGCCGUACAUCUCUCGCAAACUGGGCGGCAACUCCCCGGCCGAGGUUCUGAAGUUGUUGAAUAGCAACUCGGAGAACCCGUAUCUGAUCUGGAACAACGGGACGCGAGCCGAGCUGAUGGAGUUCCUGGAGGAGCAGCAGGAGAGCAACAUCAAGAGAGGCGAGUGUGAUAAGAACUUCGGAUCAGAGUUCUUGUUCACUGAACACGGGAAGGAGCUGAUCGUGGGAGAGAUCUUCAUCCGGGUCUAUAACGAGCAGCCUACGUUUCCCCUGGAGUAUCCAAAGGCGCUGGCGUCGAGUCUGCUGGAUUACGUGGGCUCUCAGGCGCAGUACCUGCACACACUCCUGGCCAUGACCCAGGCCAGUAAAGUGGAGUCGCAGCAUCACGCUCAGAGACUGCGCUGGGCCGAGAUGGCUCUCGAAGCGCUCCGUAACGUCAUCAGGAACAACACAGGCUCUGAGACCGAGUGCAUCGGACACUUCAAGCUGCUCUUCUCUCUGCUGAGGGUUCACGGCGCCGGGAAGGUCCAACAGCUCGCUCUGGAGGUGGUGAACACUGUCACGUCAAACCAGGACUGUGUCAUCAACAUCGCAGAAUCACUGGUUCUUCCCAAUCUGCUGGUGCUGCUGCACUCCUUACCCUCCAGCCGACAGCUGGUCCUGGAGACGCUCUACGCUCUGACCUCCAACACUAAGAUCAUCACAGAGGCCAUGAACAAAGGUGCGCUGAUCUACCUGUUAGAUCUGUUCUGUAACUCCACCCACCCUCAGGUACGCACACAGACUGCAGAGCUCUUCUCCAAAAUGACCUCAGACAAGCUGGUGGGACCCAAGGUGCGUCUGACCCUGGUGCGCUUCUUGCCGGCCGUGUUCAUGGACGCCAUGCGGGACAAUCCCGAGGCGGCUGUGCACAUAUUCGAGGGAACGCACGAGAACCCGGAGCUCAUCUGGAACGACAGCUCGAGAGAGACUGUCUCCACCACCGUCCGAGAGAUGAUGCUGGAGCAUUUUAAGCAGCAGAAAGACAAUCCUGAUGUCAACUGGAAGCUGCCGGAGGAGUUCUCUGUGGCGUACGGAGCGGGACAGGGAGAGCUGGAGGUCGGAGGAGUGUUUCUGCGCAUCUUCAUUGCUCAGCCUGGAUGGGUUCUGCGGAAGCCCAGAGAGUUCCUGGUGUCGUUGAUGGACACUCUGACGGCCCUGCUGGAGAAGAACAACCCCAGUGGCGAGGCACUGGAGACGGUCACCACCGCAGCAGUGUGUCUCUUCAGCACACACACUCAGUUAGCGGAUCAGGUGCCUCCUCUCGGGCAUCUCCCGCGGGUGCUGACGGCGCUCGCCCACAAGAACAACGCUGUGCCCAAGAGUGCCAUCAGACUCAUACACGUGCUAUCAGACAAUGAGUUGUGUGUGCGCUCCAUGGCGGCUCUGGAGGCCAUCGGGCCGCUGAUGACGGGGAUGAAGCUCAGGGCUGAUAUGGCAGGACUGGCCUGUGAGGCUCUGAACCGCAUGUUCCAGCGAGAACAGAACGAGCUUGUGUCUCAGGCUCUUAGAGUGGACCUGGUGCCGUAUCUUCUCAAGCUGUUGGAGGGCAUCGGGUUGGAGACUCUUGAAAACCCUUCUGCAACCAAAGCUCAGAUCGUCAAAGCGCUGAAGUCCAUGACCCGCAGCCUGCAGUUCGGAGAGCAGGUCAAUGAAAUCCUGUCUCGUUCCACUGUGUGGAGUGCCUUCAAAGACCAGAAACACGACCUCUUCAUCUCCGAGUCCCAGACUGCAGGUUAUCUGACGGGUCCUGGAGUGGCAGGCUAUCUGACAGCAGGCACCGGCUCUCCGGUCAUCCCCAGCGUCCCACCGCCCGUAGACAACGACAUCGGAGACCUGGGCUGAAUCAGACUGACAGGAUCAGACGAAGCCGGACCUGGAGACGGAGACGGACAUCUGUCUGGAGCAGCUCCUGAUCCUGGAGGACAGCUGAUGGACAGAGAGAGGGAACGGAGGGCUGGUCGUCUCCUCUCUCACAACACUCAUGCUCUUUAGUGAUUCCUUCAUUUUAAUACAUCAACUCUUCUUCCUCUUUCUUUUUAUAUUCAGUUGCGUCUCGUAAAUCUUUUCUUUCCAUGGAGAGCAGAAUAGUUUACUUUUGUAUCGAGAUAUUUUUAUGCCUUUGUUUAUUUUCUUCAUUUUGAGUGAGCCGAUGAAUGGAUCUGAUACGGCGUGGUCUUCGUCUUCCCGCGUCUCGCGUUCAGCCCGUGUCUCAGCCGAAGUCUGUCCUCAUCCCAAUCCCAAUCCUCUGUUUGUUAACAUGCAGCCUUGCCGUCGAGAAGGAUCCUGUGAAACUGGUCAUGAUGUGAGGAGCGCACUGUCCUGUUCCCCGCCUCUCUUCCCUCCUUCCCCAGAAAGCACUCGAAUAUUUAUACCUAUGAUCAAGACCAACUGAAUCAGCAGGACAAAGAACAAAUUGUACUGACUCUUGAUUACAAAUGUAUGUGAACGACUUGUGCAAUUGUGAAAUGGUAAAUGUAAUAUGCGUACAUAAACUUUCUAUAUUGAAUGUACAUUAAUAAAAAAAAUAAUCAGUUGCACUUGUACAUAAAAUUUUAAGAAUAAAAGGGAAUCCACAUCUG